AUGGCUCUCAACCUUGCUAUCAUUGGCGGUCACGGAAAGGUUGCUUUGCAUCUCGCGAGGCUUGCUGCUAGUCGUGGCCACAAGAUCACAUCGGUCAUUCGAGACGUAUCGCACGGUCAAGACAUUUCACAUACUGGAGCAACCCCUCAAGUCUUAUCGUUAGAGGAUGCACAGGCCUCCGAUUUUACAACACUCUUCACUAACCUCAAGACAGACGUCGUAUACUUUAGUGCAGGUGCAGGGGGAAAGGGCGGUGAAGAACGUACCAAAGCUGUGGACUAUAAUGGUGCCCUCAAGAUAUUCGAUGCGAUCGACGGUGUGAACGGCAAGAAACCUCGUCUAGUCCUCGUAUCCGGUCUCGACGUGGGUAACGAGGAUCGUUUCCCGGAGCACUAUACCGAGGCAGAUAAGAAAGCAAUAACUGCUUCUCGCAAGGCCAUACCGGCAUGGUACAAGUGGAAAUACGAAGCUGAGAAAGUGCUCGUGAAACGAAACUCAUUCGAAUGGAUUAUACUUCGUCCCGGAACCUUGAAUGAUAACCCUGGUACCGACACUGCUGACAUUGGGCGAGCGAAUCUUACAGAAACCAUAUCGAGAGAAGACGUUGCAAAAGCGUUACUUCAGCUGGCUACUGUUCCACCUAAAGCAUCUGGCUUGGCGAUUGAUAUGGGGGGAGGAAAGGAGUCUAUUGGCCCUGCAAUCGAUGCCUUCAUUAAGAAAGGUGUCUCUGACUGGCUAGGUCAAGCUUAG
Messenger RNA from Rhizoctonia solani, 750 nucleotides. RefSeq names its product NAD(P)H-binding family protein. The transcript is spliced from 4 exons. NCBI's taxonomy places the organism in Eukaryota, Fungi, Basidiomycota, Agaricomycetes, Cantharellales, Ceratobasidiaceae. The record is from RefSeq and is a predicted model, not a curated record. The coding region runs from base 1 to 750 and encodes 249 amino acids.